Leptidea sinapis is the source of this 4244-nucleotide messenger RNA. It is a transcript of the gene pigs, whose product is annotated as GAS2-like protein pickled eggs. Lineage: Eukaryota; Metazoa; Arthropoda; Insecta; Lepidoptera; Pieridae. Gene Ontology annotation, cellular component: actin filament; stress fiber; microtubule plus-end. The coding region runs from base 166 to 2466 and encodes 766 amino acids. Gene Ontology annotation, molecular function: microtubule binding; cytoskeletal adaptor activity; actin filament binding. Gene Ontology annotation, biological process: microtubule bundle formation; protein localization to microtubule plus-end; regulation of microtubule polymerization or depolymerization. The transcript is spliced from 5 exons. The record is from RefSeq and is a predicted model, not a curated record.
ACGAUUGAUACAAAACUCAGUCUGCGAUCAACGCUCGAGUUAUAUGCGCGUGUUCGAGCACGGCACAAGUCGCCGGAGUGUUGUGUUGUAGUGGAUUUAAUUAUUUCAGCUGUGGCCGAAUUGUUUCUUAUCAAAUAGAGAACUAGUAAUGUCCACAAACUGAAAAUGGCGAGCGCAGGAGCUGUCCUGUUGGAGGCGAGGCCCUUCCGGCCCUUCAAGUCCUCGGAGGAGUACCUGUAUGCCAUGAAGGAAGAUCUGGCUGAAUGGCUCACCGUGCUGUACCCGGAGCUCAGGAUCACGGCCGACAACUUCCUGGAUAGGCUAGACACGGGCGUCGCUUUGUGCAGGCACGCAAACGCCGUUCGUGAGUCAGCCAGACAAAUCCUGGAGUCCUUGAAAACAGAAGCUGAAGAAGCCAUUCUUCUGGCCAAAUCUCUCCGCUCCAGACCACCAGUCAACAUGUUGCCAGCUGCAAAAGCCGGCACUUUCUUUGCCAGAGAUAAUUUAUCGAACUUCAUAGACUGGUGUAGAAAAGCCCUGGGCAUUCUCGAAUGCCUACUCUUCGAAACUGACGACUUAUGUUUGAGAAAAAACGAAAAACACGUAGUAUUAUGCCUUCUGGAAGUUGCUAGAAAAGGCGCUGUUUUGGGAAUGCCGGCUCCACUGCUGGUACAGAUGGAGAAGCAGAUAGAGCGGGAGUUGGCUGGAGAGGAGUUGCGGCCUGAUGACUCUGCGCUAGGCCUGGUGCCGUCUGGACCUCAGCCACAGCUGGUGACAAACGACUUGAGAAGUUUAGAUGAGAGAGUCAGGGAUCUGGUGGAAAGAUGCUCUUGUCCAACACAAUUCCCUAUGGUGAGGGUCUCUGAGGGAAAAUACAGAAUCGGCGAUACAAGGAUUUUGAUUUUUGUUAGGAUUCUCCGUUCCCACGUCAUGGUGCGUGUUGGCGGUGGUUGGGACACUCUGGCCCAUUAUCUGGACAAGCACGACCCUUGCCGCUGCAAGGCUCAGCACCGCACCUCGCUAUCAGCUCGCCUGGCUCGCCCCAAACACGAUCUGGCUGGUGCCACCGUCACCUAUGAACGACCAGAAGCCAACCCCACUUACAAGGAAUACACCACAAAAACAUACGAACCAAUGUCUCUACAAUACUCCGCGAAAGUCUACAACGAUGAUCCAAAAAGUAUUCAGUACCACUCGAAUAAUAAAUUAGAUUGUCCGACGAGUUUGCCCUAUCUGGGUGACGUAGACCGGGCUCCGAGUCCAGGUAGAAAACACUUGGCUCCAAGAACCCAUAGUCCCAGCCGUCAUUCAGCUUCUCCAGAUAGAAGAACGAAGAUAGUGACCACCAACCAUUUGGUUCCAAAUCCUCAUGCAGUGAGGAAUAAGAGCCCAAGACCGGUUUCUCCGGUGCCAGCUGUGGAAAGUGCUUCCGAUAAUGGGUCGGAGGUGUCUGAUGAAGGAUACAGGAGCUUGGGCUUGGUGGCCGGAUCUACCCAGGGGUCACCCUCGACAAAAACUACGAAUCGAUACUCUUUGCACAGCCAAAAUUCUAUGGAUGACGCUGACUUUAGCGAGCGUCUCGACCAUGACGAUGGCUGUUCAGACAAAACCGAUCGUGUGGAUGACUACGUUAGUCUGACGACUGGUCUGCGUAAAACGGACUUCUCCGACACCUUCUACGGUGGCAGGAAGGCUAGUUCAGAGGAGAAAUCCAACAGAGCCAGUCCAGAGUGUAUCAUCAGCACGGAAAGCAACGAUUCGCCGAGCAAAAGCUUAAAACCGAUACGAGGACCUUCUGAAUCGCCAACGAAGACGAUACGCAGUCGUCAAGCAAGCAGGAUACCGCAUUCUCCAGUUAGAACCCGUACUCCCAGCCGUGGAAACACACCCAGUCCUAAACACACUCCAGCGCAGUCUUCUCCGAAACUAGCACCAAAGUUACCCCCGACAUCGAGAAAUACCUGGGGCGGUAGAACAGCCCCGAAUCAAAGCAAAACAAAGUCCCGUCCAACUAUUGGUGCAGAUACCUUUGAGAACCCAAACAAAUCACCAAAAACAAAGCCCAAAGCUGUCCAAAACGAGUUUUUUAAGAGGAACUCACCACUGAGGGCAAGCAGUGCGACUCUGAGGUCGCCAACGCACCAGAAAGCUUUAAGUCCACUUCUGGAACAAAUUUUAAGAUCAGCUGAAACUGCUAAAGAUGACGCAACAGUUUUGGAGAAGAUGAAAGAGAUAAUUCGGACGUAUUCCAAAGGCGAAGACUCCCUGUCCCGAGCAAGCUCGAAGGAUUCUGACUACGCUGACUUCACUUCUGCAUGGGUUAUGUCUGAUGGCAAGCUGGAACGGUCGACGAGUACCAGGCAACUUGCUGCUCCGAGAAAAGACCCUCGGAAUGGAGCUUCGAGGAUACCAGCUCCCGUCGCGGUCGGCUGCCGGCGAUCUACAUCCACGACUCAAUUUCAGUGAGGUGAUUUAAGACUGAAUCUAAUUUAUAUGACAAAAGUGUCAGUGUUUAGUUAUUGAAUUUCAAUUAUAAUAUUUAUAGGUAUUUUUAAGUUCAACGACAUAUUAUAUCAUAUCUAUGUUUAGAUAAGUAGUUCUUACACGAUAUUUUUUGAAUUUGUUAAAGGUAAUGUAGAUUUAUCUUUUCUACAAUCACCGUAACCAUUGUAUGAGAUUGGAGGUUAUAAUGAUUUUCUGUUAAACCACCUACAGUUUAACAACACGAAGGACCGAAUUAGACCGAUAAAUGCACUUAGUCAAUAGAAAAUCAUUGAACUUUAUCAUUAUAAUGAUAAAAAAGAGAAAUAAGAUGGUGCUAAAUUAUGUAUAAUUUGUUUUUAUGAAAUAUGACACAAUAUUAAGUUUACCGCCAUCUUGUGUUAUGACAGUUAGUACAUAUUCAAAAUGGCGUCUAUGUGUUUUAUCUAUAAUCACAAGAUUACUUGAAUUGUAAUAUUCAAUAGUACUUUAUGUGUAACAUAUUUUAGUUUUAGGAUACUUACUAAUUUAGUUUUAACCGGCUAUGUUUAAUUGGACUAUUUCUUGCAUUUAAAAUAUCAUUCCAACUGUGCCGGGAUUUUGGCAAUUUUGAUAGCAAUCUCAUUACUUCGGGGAGCUUAUAAUUUCUUAGAACCAUUCUAGAUGAAAAAUAUUAUGUAUAAAUACACAUGUUGCGUAAAAUUAGAAGUAGAAAUAAAUAAAUCCACUCUUAUACCUCAUAAGUAUACCAAUGAGAAUAUUUUUGCACGACAAAACUCGACCGUCCAAUAUGGAAAUUCGUUUCGUUCAUAUUAAAUGAAUAAUUUAAUGUCAAAUUAAAUUUAUGUCCGAAUCGAAAGGUUGCAUAUUUCGUUGGUAUUUUAUGUUUUCUAGCAGCUUCUUCGAAGCCAACUACUGCUUGAAAUAAAACAAGUACAUUUCUGUAGAUUCUAAGACAGAAUACUUUAUUUAAUAAGUUAUUAUUAUUCUUUUAUUAACUUUGUUAUCAUAAGAUAUAUCUGGUUAAACUAUACAAUGGGUAGAUUAUAUUGUUUCACUAACGAAGCUUACAUCACCAAGCUGGUGUUAUAAAACAUUUUUUGACACUUAUCACGCAUACCUUAAACAAUUAUUGUAUUUUUGCAACAAACUGUGAUUUGUAACGCCCCUUUGCACGCUUAAGAACAUCAAUAUCUCAACUUUUCCCGUAAAAUUCACUUUCCAUUGAUAAUAAUGACAUAAUGAGAGACAUAUGUGCGAAAGUGUCGCGGGGUAAGUUAAAAUAUUUGAAUAUUUCCUCCCAAGUUUAGCUAUUAAUUGAUGAUUUUAGUUUAAUAUAUUACUUAUCUUAAUUUACGACAUAUUAAUCGGUAGGUAAUUUUAAAUUUUUGUACUUCGAAUCGUCUUUUAAGUUUAAUUUAUCACAACUGGGAGAUGAAUAUUUUUCUGAAAAUGUUCGAAUUUGCUUUCGAUGUAGCGAUCUAUUUUGAGUAAUGGUGUAUUUGCAGAAACGGUGUUUUCAUGCAGUUGGUGUUUGAAAUAGUUAUAAAUGCUGCAAUCAUUUUUUCGUUGAACGGUAUUUGUAAAUUAAAAAGCUCUCAAGCAUCUGUGCAUAGGGAAAAGUACGCCAUUUUUGCUGACGUCACAGGAUAGUUCGCUACAGCAUAGCAAUGUAAAUCUAGAGGCUAGUUUCUUCACGCUCGUUACCAGUUACUAUGCCAUAGAAAUUGUUGUAAUUCAAACAAUAAAAACCAUUAGUGUAA